Molecule: messenger RNA, 1431 nt
Organism: Rhagoletis pomonella (apple maggot)
Lineage: Eukaryota; Metazoa; Arthropoda; Insecta; Diptera; Tephritidae
Exons: 1
Coding region: 1-1431 (476 amino acids)
Biological process (GO): proteolysis
Molecular function (GO): aspartic-type endopeptidase activity
Source: RefSeq, a predicted model, not a curated record
AUGAAUCCCAAACCACAAUCUCGACACUCCAGUGCGCGAGCGAAUGAAACCGCCGCACAACACACUACUGCCCAGUCGACACCUCCCGCUCUACAAGCGCAGUCAAGCUCCGAUUCCAGCGAGCAACCGUGCUGUUCCAAACAAGCACAAAUACAAUCAUUGCACACCGACAAUGAUAGCAAAAUUCUCCUUCCAACUGCCAUAGUCGCAGUUGAACACGAGGGUGAAUUGUUUCAACUUAGAGCCCUGAUUGAUCAAGGUUCACAAAGAACUUUCAUUUCCUCGAAAGUUCAAAAACGGUUGAAACUACCAUUCGAACAUUCCAAGUUCGAAAUUUCCGGCAUGGGUGGACAUGUAGUACAAAGCUCCUCAAAGCUUUGUCCACUCACAUUGGUAGCACCAAAAACCAUGCAACGGAUAAACACACAGGCUAUCGUGUUACCUCAGCUCACGAGGCACAUGCCUACAUUCACCAUUAGCCGUGAAAACUGGCAGCAAUUCAAGAUCCUUGAACUUGCUGACCCAAGCUGUCACAUACCAGCUCAAACUGACAUGGUAAUCGGCAGCGAUAUACUUCCACAAAUCCUGCUGGAAGGUAUACAAAAUAUUUGCGACACUAUACUUGUAGUGUCAUUCUCGACACAAGUAGAAGAGUGCUCGAAUGCAACUCUCAGCUCUCAGCUUCGAAAGUUUUGGGAAGAGGAGGAGAUUCCACAACCUCCACAAAUUUCCCCUGAAGAUCAGGCUUGUGAGCAUAUAUAUGCAACAACAACGACUCGUGCCCCAAACGGUCGAUACAUUGUGCGACUUCCAUUCAAGGAAGAAUUUCCAAAAAAGCUGUCUCUGGGCCACUCUCGGUCUGCUGCACUUCAGCAGUUUUUCAGUAUGGAGCGAUCGCUUCAGAAAAAAGGAGACUUAGCCACAAUGUACAAUAAUGUGUUGCAAGAGUAUCUCGACCUCGGUCAUAUGGAGCAUACGAAGCCAUGCGAGAUAAUUUCCAAUGGCAAAUACUUCUCUUUCUACUUGCCACAUCAUGCGGUCGUCAAACCAGAUAAGGUGACCACCAAAGUUCGCGUGGUAUUCAACGCCUCAAAAACAUCUGGUUCAGGAAAUUCCCUGAAUGACGUGUUGCACACUGGUCCCACACUCCAGCCAGAUCUCAUGCUGCUCAUUCUGCAGUGGCGAAUGCACAGAUUCGUGUUCAAUGGCGACAUUGAAAAAAUGUAUCGUCAAAUACUCAUCCAUGAGGACGAUAAAGAUUUUCAGCGAAUCUUAUUUCGCACAUCGGCUGACUCUCCUGUCACCGAUUAUAAUCUUAAAACCGUAACGUUCGGGGUUAAUUGUGCACCAUACCUCGCUAUCCCUACCCUGCAUCAAUUAGCAGAUGAAGUCAUGAUAUUGACAACGCCACUGAAUCACUUUUUCAAGUGA